Messenger RNA from Zeugodacus cucurbitae (melon fly), 3218 nucleotides. It is a transcript of the gene Cul5, whose product is annotated as cullin-5. Gene Ontology annotation, cellular component: Cul5-RING ubiquitin ligase complex; SCF ubiquitin ligase complex. Gene Ontology annotation, biological process: SCF-dependent proteasomal ubiquitin-dependent protein catabolic process; protein ubiquitination. The record is from RefSeq and is a predicted model, not a curated record. Gene Ontology annotation, molecular function: ubiquitin protein ligase binding. The transcript is spliced from 7 exons. NCBI's taxonomy places the organism in Eukaryota, Metazoa, Arthropoda, Insecta, Diptera, Tephritidae. Bases 324 to 2777 code for a protein of 817 amino acids.
AAAUGAGGAUCAAUUCGACAUUAUGACAUUAACGAUUUCUUUGCCUGGUGUUUUUUUAUUCGGAAUCACUUAAUCAAUUAAUUAUAAUAAUGCAUAGCACGUUUCAUUUAUUAUAGCUGACCCUCAUAGUUGGUGGUCAGCUGGUGUUCAUGUGACUAGUGAACUCUAGAUGGUGCUAAUUUGCAAAUUGACAAUUGCAUUUGCUGAGACGAUUGGUUUUUUUAUAUCUCUCAUUUUCUACACGAAUUUGUCAAAAUUUGCAGAACAAAAGAGCGUUUAAUAAAUGAUUUCUUCAAAAUAAAGCGCAUUUGUAAAGCCAUACAAUGUUAAAAGUCUCCAUCGGACAGGGUAAAGGAUUGAGGACCUUUGAAGAAGUGUGGCCCGAAAAACGUCUUAUAGUGCUGAAACUAUUAAACCAAGAAACUGUUUCGCAAUUAGAAUGGCAGGAAUUGUUUUAUGGUGUACAUUUGGUUUGCUUGUGGGAUGAGAAAGGAGCCACGAAAAUUUAUGACUGCUUGCGAGCAGAUAUUGUCGAAUUUAUAGUACAUGCUCAAAGCAAGGUACAAUCGCAACGCGGCGAACAGGCACUACUUACCACGUACAUUGUCGAAUGGCGUAAAUUCUUCACUCAAUCCAAUUACCUGCCGCUCCCUUUUCGCCAGUUGGAGCAGUCUCUACAGUUCAAGGUGCCUACGUCCUCCUCAACAUCGGCAUCUAGUUCCUCUGCCGCCAGUACAAGUGCCAAUACUACAUCAGCUUCAACAGCUGCCGGCCCCUCCACAUCAGCUGCUGCUGCAAACUCCACAACCUCACCGUCAGGAGGUAAUAGUAGUAAAAAAAAUACAACUGAUGAUUCUAUUGUACGCAAACUAAUGCUUGACUCUUGGAAUGAAAAUAUAUUUUGUGAUAUAAAAGAUCGUUUACAAGAAUCGGCCAUGAAAAUUGUUCAUGCUGAGCGGAACGGCGAUGCUUAUGAUGCGCAACUUGUAAUUGGUGUGCGUGAAAGCUACGUAAAUUUAUGUUCUAAUCCAGACGAUAAACUUCAGAUCUAUCGAGAGAAUUUUGAAGCAGCUUACUUAAAGGCAACGGCUGCAUUUUAUCGUCUUAAAACCACAGAACAACAGCAGGCAAAUGGAGUAUUGGCAUUUAUGAGAUAUGCAGACGCAAAAUUACGAGAAGAAGAGGCACGUGCGAAACGAUACCUUGAACCAAGUAGUUAUUGUGUUCUGACUCAAACUUGUGUCAAAGCGCUGAUCGGUGAUCAUAUGAACACAAUCAUUGCCGAGUGUGCAGCACUAAUAAAAGAAUACGAAACCGAAAAACUAAAUCUCAUGUUCCGCCUUUUGGAUCGUGUGCACGAUGGUGUUGAACCAAUGUUGCGCGACUUAGAGAGCCACAUUGUUACUGCCGGUUUAGCAGACAUGCUCUCAGCCUCCGAUGUAAUCACACAAGACUCAGAAAAAUAUGUGGAACGACUGCUUGAACUAUUCAAUAAAUUCAGUCUAUUAGUAAAAUAUGCCUUCAACGAUGAUCCGCGAUUCCUGACGGCACGCGACAAAGCAUUCAAGACGGUUGUCAAUGAUACAAGUGUGUUUAAGCUCGAACUACCAACCGGCUUAACAAACCGUGGCGUUAAGUCUAUCACUCCUGAGAGUAAAUGCCCAGAACUUUUAGCAAAUUAUUGUGACAUGUUACUGCGUCGCACCCCAUUAAGUAAGAAGCUUACUAGCGAACAAAUCGAUGCUCGAUUACGCGACGUGCUAUUAGUGCUAAAAUAUGUGAACAAUAAGGACGUGUUUAUGCGAUAUCACAAAGUUCAUUUGACUAGAAGACUCAUUCUUAGUACGAGCGCAGACAGCGAAAAGGAAGAAGACAUUGUUGAAUGGUUACGCGAAGCCGGUAUGCCAGCGGAUUACGUAAAUCGAUUAGGGCGUAUGUUCCAAGACAUUAAACUUAGUGAAGAUUUAAAUACUCAAUUCCGCAACUGCACCGGUCGCCAUGACGCAAUUAAUAUCAAGAUUCUCAAUGCCGGUGCUUGGGCACGUUGCUCUGAACGGGUUUCUGUGAGUUUGCCCCUUGAAUUGGAGGAUUACAUUCCAGACGUGGAAGAGUUUUAUAAGAAAAACUUUUGUGGUCGUAAAUUGCAAUGGUAUCAUCACAUGAGUAAUGGCACAAUUACAUUUGUAAACAAUUUUGGUCGAUACGACCUGGACGUGACCACAUUUCAAAUGGCUGUGCUUUUUGCAUGGAAUCAACGGCCACAUGAUAAAAUCUCGUACGAGAAUUUACGUUUAGCAACGGAAUUACCAGAUCCGGAACUCAGACGAACACUCUGGUCGCUUGUGGCGUUUCCAAAACUGAAAAAACAAAUUUUGCUCAUGGAACCCUCAACAAUAACAACGCCGAAAGAAUUUUCAGAAAAUACUUUAUUUAGCGUUAAUCAGGAAUUUGCUGUUGUGAAAAAUGGCAAACCACAGCGCAGAGGAAAGAUGAACAUGAUUGGUCGUUUGCAAUUGAGUACAGAGCGCUCGCAACAGGAAGACAAUCAAUCAAUAGUGCAGUUGCGUAUAUUACGCACCCAGGAAGCCAUAAUUAAAAUUAUGAAGAUGCGCAAACGCUUGAAUAAUGCAACAUUACAGGCGGAGUUGAUUGACAUACUCAAGAAUAUGUUCUUGCCAUCGAAAAAAAUGAUUAAAGAGCAACUGGAGUGGUUGAUCGAGCACAAGUAUAUGCGGCGUGACGACGAUGACAUCAAUACAUUCAUUUAUGUGGCUUAAUAAGUUCAAGGAUAUACAGAUAAUUAGGCUCGGCAGCAUACAACAGAGAGUGAGAUAUGUUGUAUUACUAUUGCCUCUCCGUUUUUACUAUAUUUUAAUAAUUUAAAUUUUACCUUAUAAGUUAAUUGAAGUGGUCCAAAUGUGGAAUGCUAUUUAUAACACAUACCCAAAUAUCAUAUAAUAAUUCAUUAGUUUAAGAUAAUAUAUGCUUAGGAAUAUUUAAAAUGCCAAACAUUUGCAAUUACUUUAAACAUGUUUGUACACGCGGGUUCUUAAAUUAUGUUUAACAUUCGGUACUAGUUAGAACGCAUUACAUUCAUUGACUCCAAGUCACCCUUGUGUAUUAGUUAUAGAUAACUCGACUUUUCGGUUAUCAAUCGGCGACUGCUUCAUUUAUCCCUUUUUCUAAAUAUGUAUAUCGCAGUUAAGUCAUUAUUAUAU